AUGGCUAACAAUAAUAUAUUUCACGCCGUCGAAGAUAUAUUACAAGGUUUAAGUGUUAGAAAAGCUGCCAAAAAAUGGUGUAUUCCUAGAUCAACACUUCAUGACAGAGUUAUAGGAAAAGUGGUAAAUUGUAAAGCAGGUAGAAAACAAAUAUUAAGCCCAGCAGAAGAAAGCCGUUUCGCCGCCUGGCUAAUAGAACGGUCGCGUCUUGGUUUCGGUGUGUCAAAAGAAGAAUUUCUGGAUGCGGUGAAAUCAUUUGUCACCAAAACAGAUCGUAAGACAAUUUUUAAACAAAACAGGCCCGGUAAUAAGUGGUAUCGAGGUUUCUUAAAACGUAAUCCUCAAGUCAAGCUUAGGGCAGCGCGCCCUCUAGAUAAAAAACGGGCUAAAAUCACACCUGGUGAUCUUGACAAGUGGUUCGCGGACUACGAAAAGUUUAUGCAUCAAGUUGGUCUUUCAAACCGCCCUUGCCAAAUAUGGAACUGCGAUGAAACUGGGUUUGAUCUGCAGGGGAGAGCAGGAAAAGUCAUGGGGCCGUCUGAAGAUAAAGAUCAGCCAUACAGAGUGGUAACUGGUACAAAAGAGCACAUCACUGUUUUGCCGUGUUUUAAUGCCAUCGGCCAGUGUAUUCCACCUUACAUUCUCUAUGCUGGAAAGCGAGCUCCCAACAAUUAUAACCCCCUUGAGGGUGGAGUUCCAGGAAGUGUUUUUUCCCUCACAGAAAAGGGCUAUAUGACUGCAGAGACAUUUUACAUGUGGCUAGCGAACCAUUUUAUUCCUAAUAUACCACCUGCAAGGCCAGUCGUUCUUCUGUUUGAUAGUGCUGAGUGCCACAUUGAUUUAGAGACAUUUGAACUGGCAAAGAAAAACCAUGUCUAUCUCUAUGCUCUGCUUAAAAAUGCCACCCACCUAAACCAACCUGCCGAUGUUGGAGUCUUUGGAGCGAUGAAACAGUCAUGGUAUAAAAAUGUGAGAAAGUUCUCGCAGCAGAAUCCGAAUACAGAUAUCAGUAAAAGAAAUUUUUGUUAUGUUUUCAAGGAUACAUGGGAUGAAGUGAUGCGCCCAUCUCUUUUAAUAGAUGCCUUCAAGAAGUCAGGAAUAUAUCCCAUCAAGAGAGAGCAGAUAUCCAAUGACAAGGUCAAAACUUCAGCAGUUUACGAACAGCAGCAGAACACACCCAGGACCCCACCCUCAGAUAUCGCACAGCAAGCAAAGCCUUACACAGAAUCUCAAUUAGAUGUGGCCCUCUCUUUAUUGAGUACUUUUAAAGAAACCCCAUUCCCCGGAGCUGCACAUGCAGAAGAAAGGGCUGUUCCAUCAAACAGCACAUUAGAGGCUUUUGAAAGCAAUCUGAAAACACCAGUUAAAGAAAAGUACAGACGCCGCAUCGAGGAAGGCUACGAUUUGCCAGGAAGUCCCACUUUCAAGGCGUGGAAGUCCCUAUACACGCUUUCGGGUCCAAUAAAGCCUCAAAACAUCCAGCCACAAGAUAGACCAAUGGAAGUAAUAGCAAUGCAACAUGAUUUUUCUGAUAAAUCAUCUUUGGCUUUCGACGAAAUUCUUAGUUACCCGUCGCAACCAUCAACAGGAAAUACCAAAGAGCGCAAAAAAUCUGCGAAAAAAACUAUCCCAAAUUUUUUGAACAGCGAGGCAUCAAUGGCGAUCUUACGAGAUGAAAAAUUAAAGAAAGCUCGGGAAGUUGCUGUCAAGCAACAGAAAUUAAAAGAAAAGGUAGAAAUGAGAGAAAAUCGAAAGAAAGAACAAGAGGAGAAGAAAAGA
Actinia tenebrosa (Australian red waratah sea anemone) is the source of this 1779-nucleotide messenger RNA. RefSeq lists its product as uncharacterized. Lineage: Eukaryota; Metazoa; Cnidaria; Anthozoa; Actiniaria; Actiniidae. The record is from RefSeq and is a predicted model, not a curated record.